CUGAGAGGAGCCACCACAACAAAACUUCUCCAACAAUCAAGCAAGUGGAACUACAGACUGACUUCUGUCCUUCUCUCCCCGCAUGGCUGCUGGGUUCCUAGAAAUAUAACUGUAGUAUAAAGUUUUGCUGGCGGAGGCAGAGGGGGGUCUCCGCUUGGAAAGAUGGACCAUUUAAUAAGGAACAGGUCGCGCAGGAAAAUACCGCUAUUUGUUUAUAUCCUGCUUCACAUAACGACGACACAUGCAGCUGAUCCCAUUGACGUUCUGCAAGUGCUACAGCUGUCAGAGAACAUGGAGCGGGUCUCCUUGGAGGCCGGUCUCUGUACCAGCAGGAAAGGUUUGGAGGAGUCGGACCUGGCCUACAAAAUAGACAAAAACAUCCAGCUCAGUGCUCCCACCAAACAGCUCUUCCCUGAUUCCACAUUUCCUGAGAAUUUUUCCGUGAUGGCUACAGUAAGAGCUAAAAAAGGCUCCCAGUUCUUCCUGCUUUCAGUGUACGAUGUCCAGGGGGUGCAGCAGCUGGGGCUUGAAGUGGGUCGUUCUCCUGUCUUCCUAUAUGAGGACCAGCAUGGGCAACCCGCACCAGAAUUGUACCCAAUCUUCAAGAAAAUCAACCUGGCUGAUGGAAAAUGGCACAGGAUAGCCUACAGUGUGCAGGGCAAGUCUGUGACCCUGUACUUAGACUGUCAGAGAAUAGAAACACUGGAUCUGCUGCGAGGAGACAACGCUGUAGUCAGCACAGAGGGUGUCACUGUAUUUGGAAGACGGCUGCUUGACGAAGAAGUAUUUGAGGGAGAUAUUCAGCAACUACUGAUUUUGGAGGACGCCAAUGAUGCUGCCGAUUACUGUAUAAACUACAUACCAGACUGCGACUUUGAUUUGCCCUACACCAGCAAAUUGCCAACUGUUCACGAGAAAUCCCGACUUGCGUCUGAAGCCUUGAUGCAAAGUGACCAGCCUGAUGAACAAAAGGAGCAGUCCAAAAAGGACAAGAAAGACAAAAAGAACAAAAAGAAGAGAGACAAGGGCUCUAAGGGCAAAGGCAAAGGCAAGGGCAAGAAGGGAUCCAGAAAGAAAAAACAUGAAGAAGAGGGUUUUGAAGAUGGCUUUCUCAGAGUGUCCACAACACUACCAGAGUAUCUAUCCCAAGAACCUUUUCAGCCUACAGCCUUUCCAGAAACUAAAGACACCUUAGAGGCUUUCAUCCCCAUGGAAGUAUUCGACAAAACCCUCAUGGAGAUGCCCACACAUGAACCUGACUCUACAGCUGAGGCCAGCACGCUGGUGCCCAGUGCACUGACUGAAUCAAAGGUCACUGAGGAGGAGGACAAGCCAGUGAAGGAGCCAGUAAUGGAGGAGCAUGGAGAGGACCUUUACGGAGACCUCUACGAUGAUCUCUCAAUUUCCACGGUAACAGUGGGCCCGAAUGUAACAGAUUAUGAGGUUCUUGAUUAUGAGUAUUACAAGAAUGACACAGAGCCAGAGUAUGAAGAGUAUGAAGUAUACGAGGAAGGCUUUGACUUUGCAGAGCGGGAAAGAGCAGAGACAUGGGAUGCAGAGGUUGAACUCAGAGCAGAGAAAGGCCAGAAGGGAGAGCCAGCUAUUAUGGAGCCGGGCACAAUAGCAGAAGGACCCCCAGGACUACCAGGACCACAGGGGCUCUUCGGCCCAGCUGGACCAACAGGUCCUUCAGGACCCAGUGGAGAUCCUGGUGAAUUGGGCCCCCCAGGACGUCCUGGUAUUGCUGGGGUUGAUGGGAUUCCGGGUCCUCCAGGAACCCUGUUAAUGCUACCAUUCCAGUAUGGAGGUGAUUCUCAGAAGGGACCAGUGGUGUCUCCACAGGAGGCACAGGCCCAGGCUAUCCUGCAACAGAGCCAGCUGUCACUGAGGGGACCUCCAGGUCCACUGGGUCUUUCAGGGCGACAAGGCCCAGUGGGACUUCCAGGAUCCACUGGGCUCAAAGGAGACCGGGGAGACAAUGGCCCCCCUGGAUCAGCAGGGUUGCCAGGCCCUCAAGGAAUUAAUGGAAAGGCUGGAAAGAGGGGGCGCGCAGGAGCAGAUGGCGGCCGUGGAGCGCCAGGUGAAACAGGUUCUAAGGGUGACAGGGGUUUUGACGGCCUGCCAGGUCUCUCAGGAAAUAAGGGACACAGAGGGGACAGAGGAAAGCCGGGCCCUCAUGGGCCUGUCGGAGAGCCAGGAGAAAGGGGAUCUGAUGGACCUGUUGGGCCAAGAGGGCAACCAGGCGAACCUGGCUCUCGGGGUCUUGUCGGACCAAGGGGGCCACCUGGCCAGCCUGGCCAGUCGGGUAUUCUUGGAAUGGAUGGAGUACAAGGGUCCAAGGGCAACCUGGGUGCAGCUGGAGAGAUAGGGCCCCCAGGUCAACAGGGAAAUCCAGGAGUACAGGGCUUGUCUGGUGCUCAGGGUCCCAUCGGAUUGCCAGGGGAGAAGGGUCCGCAGGGUAAUUCAGGCAUGCAGGGACUACCAGGCAUUGAUGGUCCUACCGGUCACCCAGGAAGAGAGGGUCCCACGGGAGAGAAAGGCAUCCAAGGUUUACCAGGUGCUCAGGGACCUGUUGGGUACCCAGGGACCCGUGGAGUCAAGGGAGCGGAUGGAAUUAGGGGUCUAAAGGGGGGCAAAGGAGAGAAGGGAGAAGACGGCUUCCCUGGGUCAAAAGGUGACAUGGGAAUCAAGGGAGACAGGGGUGAUAAUGGAGUUCAAGGUACCCGUGGAGAGGAUGGACCAGAGGGGCCUAAGGGCCAGUCAGGACCCUUGGGAGAAUCAGGAUCGAUCGGAAUAGCUGGAGAGAAGGGUAAACUUGGUGUGCCUGGAUUGCCGGGAUACCCAGGAAGACAAGGUCCUAAGGGAUCACUUGGCUUCCCUGGAGGGGCCGGUGUCUCAGGAGAGAAAGGACGAAGGGGUCCGGCUGGUCAGGCCGGGACUGGGGGCCAAAGAGGUCCUAAUGGAGCCCGGGGGGGAAGAGGAGCAAGGGGGCCCACUGGAAAGCCGGGAGAAAAGGGUUCUGUUGCACAAGAUGGUCCUCAAGGAUCACCCGGAGAACAGGGCCCCCAAGGACCCCAGGGAAGAAAUGGCGAACCAGGAACAAAAGGGCCUAAUGGUCUACCAGGCAAAGAUGGAUUACCAGGUCAUCCAGGCCAGAGAGGGGAACCAGGCUUCCAAGGCAAAAAUGGACCCCCCGGUCCCCCAGGUGUUGUUGGACCACAGGGCAAAUCUGGUGAGACAGGACCGACUGGAGACAGAGGCCAUCCAGGUUCACCGGGACCACCAGGUGAACAUGGUUUACCAGGAUCUGCCGGAAAGGAGGGCGCCAAGGGAGACCCAGGUCCAUCAGGAGCUGCAGGGAAAAGUGGUUCUGCAGGGCUACAAGGCUUCAGAGGGAGCAGAGGGACCACUGGUGCAAUGGGUCCUGCAGGUCUGAAGGGGGGAGAGGGUCUACCUGGUGUUGCAGGACCUGUUGGUGCCACUGGGGAGAGGGGCCCCGCUGGGCCGGCUGGUGCUAUUGGCCAGCCAGGAAGGUCUGGUGGAGUGGGUCCUGCUGGGCCGAUGGGAGAGAAAGGCGAGCCAGGAGAGAAGGGGCCUGUGGGGCCUGCUGGGAGUGAUGGGGAACAAGGACCUCUUGGGUUGCCAGGUGCUGCUGGAUCUCUUGGACCUCCUGGAGAGGAUGGAGACAAGGGCGAGACAGGAGCAUCAGGCCAGAAGGGCGGCAAAGGAGACAAAGGAGAAUCUGGGCCACCUGGACCUGUUGGAAUCCAAGGUCCUGUGGGCCAACCAGGACUGACAGGUGCAGAUGGUGAGCCAGGUCCUCGUGGGCAGCAGGGCAUGAACGGGGCGAAAGGAGAUGAAGGACACAGAGGAUUUAAGGGGGCAUCUGGUCCUUCUGGACUACAGGGAAUGCCAGGACUACCAGGGGACAAAGGAGAGAACGGGCAUGUUGGCUCAAUGGGGCCUCCAGGACAGCAUGGCCCACGGGGACCUCAGGGGUCAAGUGGUGGAGAGGGCCCACCUGGAAUAACUGGUGGAGUUGGUCAGCCUGGACUUGUUGGAGAGAAGGGAGAGGAUGGGGAAGCUGGAAACCCUGGGUCAGUUGGAGAGACCGGCAUUGUUGGUGGUAAAGGCGAUGUGGGGGAAAAGGGUGACUCAGGCCCACCUGGUGCAGCUGGGCCUCCAGGACCCAGAGGAACACCGGGAGAUGACGGACCCAAAGGCAACCUUGGCCCAAUUGGAUUUCCUGGAGAUUCAGGUCCCCCUGGAGAAGCUGGCGUCAAUGGAGUAGAUGGUGGCCCUGGGCCUAAAGGAGACAAUGGAGAACCCGGCAAAGCAGGACCUCUAGGAGCCUCUGGAGAGCCAGGUCCUUCAGGACCUCCUGGGCGGAGGGGUCAUAUAGGUCCCGCAGGAAAAGAAGGGAAGCAGGGCAUGAAGGGAGCCAAGGGGACGUUAGGAGACCAUGGUCCUUUGGGGAAGACAGGCCCAGUGGGACCCCAAGGGGAGCCAGGGAGGUCUGGCCCAGAAGGUCUUCGAGGUAUCCCAGGCUCUGCGGGUGAGCAAGGUUUAAAUGGGCCACCAGGACAAACUGGACCACCAGGACCAAUAGGGCCACCAGGACUCCCAGGUUUAAAAGGAGACCCUGGAAACAAGGGAGAUAAAGGUCAUGGAGGGUUGAUCGGUCUAAUUGGACCCCCAGGAGAACAUGGCGAGAAGGGAGACAGAGGCCUGCCAGGGAACCAGGGGAGCCGAGGGACUAAGGGAGAUGAGGGUGCAGGCGGCACUCCUGGUCCCACUGGCCCACUGGGACCACCUGGACUGGCAGGUGCAGCUGGUGAGAAAGGAUCGAAGGGAGAAAUAGGUCUCGUUGGCCCCAGAGGAGAUACAGGCAGAAUUGGCCUCCCAGGACCCCCAGGACCCCCUGCAACAAUGAUUGAGCCCCUGCCCAUCAGGGAGGGCAGGCGAAAGAAACGAAGGCACUCGGAUCGGGCAAGAGGAGGCGCUUCAUCCAAGGAGGAGGAUGUGGAGCUGGAUAUGGAGGAGUUCCUCCAAGGAGAUCAGCCUCUGGAGGAUGCUGAGGGAAUGGAAGAAGUAUUUGCCACCCUGUCUUCCAUGAAAACAGAGGUGGAGAUAAUGAGAAGACCCCUGGGUACAUUUGAGAGCCCUGCCAGAACCUGCAAAGAGCUAAUGAUGGUCCAACCUGACUACAAAGAUGGAGACUACUGGAUUGAUCCUAACCAGGGCUGUAACCGAGACUCCAUCAAGGUCUACUGUAACUUCACAGCUGAUGGAGAGACAUGUCUCUACCCUGACAAGAGGAUUGAGAAUGUGAAAUUAGCAGCAUGGAACAAAGAGAAGCCUGGAAGCUGGUUCAGCCAAUACAGGAGAGGAAAGCAGCUCUCCUACAGUGACAGGGAUGGGAACCCUGUGCAUGUAGUUCAGCUGACCUUCCUGAAACUAUUAAGUGCCACAGCCAAGCAGAGCUUCACCUAUACCUGCCAGAACUCAGCCGGCUGGUUUGACAGCACUUCCCGCUCUUACCAGCUUGCCCUCCGCUUCCGGGGCAGCAAUGAUGAGGAGCUGACACAAGCCAAAAGCCUCUUCAUUAAUGCAGUGCAUGAUGGAUGCCAGGUCCGUAAAGGUCAGGAAAGGACUGUUCUGGAGAUCGACUCCCCCUCGGCAGAGCUCCUCCCUAUUAUAGAUGUGGCUCCAGUAGACUUUGGCAAGAGCAACCAGAAGUUUGGGUUUGAAGUUGGACGAGUAUGCUUCAAUGGUUAACAUCUUGCCAACCAGAAACAACAAAAAAAAGACCUGCAUAGCAAGUUUUACUAAAAGAAAAUGGACUUGAACUGCUUCCCCAGCAAUAUUUAUUAUAUCAUGCUCCUGUAUGUGUUGGGUUUGUGGUAUAUUAAUUUAAGACUUUUCCGUGGCCAAUGAAAUAGGUUCUAUGGCUUUACAACAAUAAGAAGAGAGGCAAGAAAGAGGACAUGUACCAAUGGGAACAAAGCACAUUUACCAAAGGGAAAUAUUUCCAAUUUGAUAUAUUUAAUUUUAAGUGUUUUUCUUUUCUUUUUUCUCACUGUUGUGCUUUAAUUUAUCCUUUAGAAUAAUGAGGACCGCACCACUUUACAAUGACCACUUAUCAAGACAACUAACAAGACAAAUGUGUCCGAUAGCAGUAAAGAACAGUCUGUCACUCUGUGUAUGGGUCUGUUAAGUGGUACUUUUCAGACCUCGGAUGAACUGGUUGCUACCUAAUGUUUUACAAAGACUGCAAAGGAAUAAAUCAGAGACGAUGUCAUACUCAUUUGCAUGCUCAGAUUUCACUCUAAUGACAAUUGCAUAGCAGUUGUGGCCUAGCCUAGCAUAUUAAUUCCACACAAGCACCAUAAUUAAUUUCCUGCGUGCAAGAAUGAUAAAUUGUCCUUUUUACCCUUCAACUGCAGUUUGCUCAGUGAAUUACCUUGAUUAGUAUUCAAUAGGCAUAGCUAGUUAUUGAACCCGACACUUACUUGAAAGGAUACAUUUGUUUCCUUUAUUUGACUGGUUUCCUCUAUAGGUUUAAUUAUAAGCUUUUUGAGCCAUCCAUGUUUAUAAGGACUACAGUACUAUAUAUGUCAGACUAAAAUCCUUUCUACUGUGCUAUACUUGCAAUUACAUACCAGAGCAUCAAGGUUUUGGGAUUUUUCAGGGCAAGAAUUAAGAGCAUGCUAAUUAAAACUGUCUCUAGACUUAACUGCACUUCUUUAUUCUUUAUAAGACAUUUCACGCAUCUCUUGAAAGCAUUUUAUAACUGCUGACAUAUUUUUUUUUUCGCUUUUACGCCACACUCAGAGGCUUUUGUAUCUCAGUUUUGUUCAUAUGUUUACAUUUUGACAGUAUGUUGCCAUUAAUUUGACAUGAUUUGCUCUUCAGUGGUGCUAAAGACGAUUCUGUUCAUUUUGUGUCCCUGUGUUUGUGUCUUUGUGGGCAGGAUUAUAGGACUAGAGCGGGAGAGGGUUAUUGCUCUUUCAGCAGGAAACACCCUCAGAGACUGGGGACUAGUCUACUGUGUUUUUGUUCUGGCGGAUUGUGCCAAUGUCACAGGGCCAGUAAAAGGAGGUUGGGCACAAUUCAGAGCAAUGUGGUUGAUAGCUUUAAAAGGUAAAAUGUAUCCUAAACCACAUUUAUAUCAUGCCAUUCCACAAAAAAGGGUUGCAUAACAAAAUGCAGUUGUAGUCUAGUCCAUGUUUGGUACUUAAACAAAGGAAAAGAUGACAAAACAAACAACAAAAUAUAUCGUUGUUUUUCAGAAAUUAUAGAGCUGAGAACCAAAUAUUCUUAAAUUACUGUAGGUGCAAUUAUAAUGCCAUUUUAUUCCUUUAUUCACGGCCUCUCAAACAGCUCCAUGAUUUGUUUUUAGAUUAUCUUUUAACUACCGUUUGUUCCACAUUUCGUCCUUAACAGAGACUUCUUCAAAUAUACAAAUGGAGCUGUCAAUUUUACAACAUUUACAUAUAAAUGUGAAUCCUAUUUCAUGAAAGAUAUUCCCUUUAGCAAAUGAAAUCUUAAUGCUCAGUCUACCUCCUCCGUCUUUAACAGUAGACCGUGUGCCCAGUAUGUGUAAUUUAGCAAAAUGCUGCCAUUGUAAUAUUUGUUUCACUGCAUUUAAAUAUUCCAGUAAUGAACUCCUCUCCUUCGGUCUGAUCCUGCUCUGUUCCUCCUGUGAAUAGUGUUUGUUGUACUAAUUUUAUAUACUGUACAGUUAUUCUGAGUUCCUAAUGAGCAGUAACCGGCUGCUUAAAUGAAAAACAAAUUCAUUUGUCAAAAAUUGAUGUGCAAAUAAAAACAAAAAAGAAAUCA
Eleginops maclovinus (Patagonian blennie) is the source of this 7842-nucleotide messenger RNA. It is a transcript of the gene col5a3a, whose product is annotated as collagen, type V, alpha 3a. Gene Ontology annotation, molecular function: extracellular matrix structural constituent conferring tensile strength. The transcript is spliced from 67 exons. The coding region runs from base 163 to 5778 and encodes 1871 amino acids. Gene Ontology annotation, biological process: extracellular matrix organization. NCBI's taxonomy places the organism in Eukaryota, Metazoa, Chordata, Actinopteri, Perciformes, Eleginopidae. Gene Ontology annotation, cellular component: collagen type XI trimer. The record is from RefSeq and is a predicted model, not a curated record.